Molecule: messenger RNA, 1422 nt
Organism: Papaver somniferum (opium poppy)
Lineage: Eukaryota; Viridiplantae; Streptophyta; Magnoliopsida; Ranunculales; Papaveraceae
Product: zinc finger BED domain-containing protein RICESLEEPER 2-like
Exons: 4
Coding region: 1-1422 (473 amino acids)
Molecular function (GO): protein dimerization activity; DNA binding
Source: RefSeq, a predicted model, not a curated record
AUGAUCAUUACACCGAUCCUAGACGAAACUGAAGAAUCUCAAUAUGAAGACCAUGUACGGACAACUCCAUCUUCGCCUCCACCAGCUAAUGACGUCCAACUUCAAUCUAAUGAUACUGCGCAGCCAAAUGCAGCUGAUGGUGACGAUGCCGAGGAUGAAGCUACCAAAACAAGAACAGGGAGGAAGAGGUUUAUGUAUGUUCCAUGUCCACAUACAGCUGAGGUCCUCUCAGAAGCAUUGAUGGAAUGUCUGUUGGAUUGGAAUAUUGAUGGUAAGAUAUCUACUAUUACUGUUGAUAAUUGCACCACUAAUGAUCUUAUGAUCAAAAAUACCUUGGAAAAAUUGUCAAGUAACUCAUUACUAUUGGGUGGAGAUUUGUUUCAUAUGCGUUGUUGUGCGCACAUACUAGCUCUCAUAGUCAAGCAAGGAUUAGAAGGGAUUAAAGGGGCAAUCGAGUUGAUUCGUAAUAGUGUUUCUUACUGGAAAGCAACACCAAAACGAGUUGAAAAAUUCGAAGAGGCUGCCCGUCAGUUAAAUAUUGCAUGUACAAAUAAGCUAGUCCUUGAUUGUGAGACUAGAUGGAACUCUACAUAUAUGAUGCUUAAUAUUGCUAUUAAGUAUCAAAGGGUCUUCACUCGCCUAAAGCAACGAGAGCCACAAUAUAAGUAUUUUCCCGGUGAAGAAGAUUGGUCGUUGGCAAGGGAGAUGUGUGAUAAAUUGAAGAUAUUUUAUAACUUCACGGAGAAGUUUUCUGGAGUAAAAUAUCCUACAACCAAUCUUUUUUUUCCAAGUAUUUGUGAGAUUAGAUUGUCAUUGAACGAGUGGAGUAAAUCUAAAUUUGAUGUGAUAAGAGAAAUGGCAUCAGACUUCGAAAUGACUCGAGUAAGCAAUUUAUGUUUUGAUUUGGCUAAAGAGUAUGAACUGAAAGUAUUUGCUGAUAAAUCUAUUGGCCAAAGUGAUUUUUCAUCCACUUCUCGAUCAGAGAUGUAUGGUUUAGAUGAUGACGUAGAUCCUUUGGAUAAAUUUGAUAUGUUUGUCUCUAAUAGCACUCAGACUAGUACUGUUAAGUCAGAGUUAACAUGUUAUUUGGAGGAAAGUCUUUUACCUAGGGCGAAUGAUUUUGACAUACUAGCAUGGUGGAAGAAAAAUGGAAUCAAAUAUCCGGUCUUGCAGUGUAUGGCUAGAGACAUCUUAGUGAUUCCAGUGUCUAUAGUUGCUUCAGAAUCUGCUUUUAGCACUGGAGGUAGAUUUGUGAGUAUCCAACGUAAUCGACUUCAUCCAAAAACAUUGGAAGCUCUGAUGUGCACUCAAGAUUGGCUGUGGGAUAAGAUGGAAGGUGAAUUAAAAUCAGAACGGGGAACUUUUUGGGAAGAUAAUGAAGAAGACCAUGUUGAGAUUAUUAACAUGGAGGAAGAUGGUUAA